UUAUGCCGAUAUAAUCGAUAUAAUUGAGGCAUAAUUCGAACGAGUUUUCCGGAUACAGCGACCUGUGAUUGGCACGCAAUAGUUUCUUGAGCCAGGAUUCAGUUCACACAUUUUGUUCAGUGAUUGGCGAGGAUGGGUUUGGCACCAACCGCGCCGCACGCGAUGCUGCUGGAGGUGGUGCAGAUCGCCCGGUCGAUCCAGUCGUCGACAUCGGAUUACGUUAACUUCCCUGCGCGGUUCACAGUGCCAGAUGUCACCCCGUGGCCGAAAUCUCUCCGCGGUCGCACGAUUCAAGUUGCGAGGGUGCGCAGGCAGUUCAAGGAUGGCGUGCUUCCCACCGCCGUAGUGGAAGCGCUCAACAACGUCGGGUUCGUGUGGGACGCCAAGCAGCACAACUGGACCUUGCGCGUCUUGGCGUUGAAGACGUACAAGUCGUUGUAUCACAAUCUGCUCGUGCCGUACGAGUUUACGGUCCCGCCACACGCCGCCACGUGGAGUCGAGACCUGUGGGGAUGCAAACUCGGUGUCGCCGUGACCAACAUUCGGUCCCGAGCCCACCAGCUGCCUCCGGACCGCAAAGCCGAGCUCGACGCGCUGGGGUUUGUCUGGGACUCGCACGAGCUCACGUUUGACAUCAAAGUGCUCGCGCUAAACACAUACAAACAGCUCCACGGCCACGUGCACGUGCCGUUUGAGUUCAAAGUCCCCGAUACCCAUCCAUCGUGGCCUCCAACAUGCUGGAAACUCAAACUUGGCCGCGCCGUACACGAUUUGCGAUGCCGAGGCGACCAUUUAACACCCGAGCGUCGCGACGUGCUGGAUGCGUUGGGGUUUGUGUGGGACAGCCACGAGUUGAACUGGGAUAUGAAGCUCCAGGCCUUGGCUACGUUCAAGCAAGUGUUCGGCGGCACACUGGUCGUCCCUCAGGACUUUGUGGUGCCGUCCACCGCGCCGUGGCCACAACGGUCGUGGUCGAUGAAGCUAGGCAAUAGCUACUACCUACGUACAAUACAACCGUGUUCACUGUACCUAAGUACUGGUCGAGGGUUACUAUAUACUGAGGAGUAGGCCAAGCCGUGACGAACAUGCGAUUCCGAGCCGACUCGAUGUCUGCGGAACGCCAUGCGCAGCUCGAAGCGAUAGGAUUCAUCUGGGAUUACCCCGAGCUCCGGGUGGAUGCUGGCGUGCUGCUGCAAAUCAAAUCGAUCGCCGCCUGCGAAUUUGACAAGGAGAACACCAACAACCACAUAUUACUUGGAUCAUCCAACGAAGAUCAUAUUAAUGCAUUCAACGACGACGCGUCAAGUAAUCGGAUAAUGUAAAGUCCAAUUUUAUCAACGCA
This is a messenger RNA of Aphanomyces astaci, 1342 nucleotides long. RefSeq lists its product as hypothetical. Bases 133 to 1068 code for a protein of 311 amino acids. The transcript has 5 exons. The record is from RefSeq and is a predicted model, not a curated record. Lineage: Eukaryota; Oomycota; Saprolegniomycetes; Saprolegniales; Verrucalvaceae.